AUGGAAACAACCGGAAAGGUUACUGCAUGUCCUAAAAAAUUAUAUAAAUUAUAUUUUUUACUCAGUUUUUAUAAAAAUUUAAUGUCAAAUUGCUCAUAUUUAAGAAUUUAUACUAAAAUUUCCUUCUUAUAUGCAACUACCUUAAGAUAUUUUACAGUUGGUUUUCUAUUUUCACCAUUCUUGCUCACUGUAUUAGUAUUAUUUAAUUUUACUUUUAGAGAAGUUGGUACUACAUCAGCUUCUAUGGUUUCAUCAAUUUGUUUAGGUGUUAUUAGUACUGAGUUACUACUAUUUGUUAGCUUCUUCUGGGGUGCAUACACCAGCAUUCUAUCUCCUAGUUAUGUAACAGACUCCACCCUAGUAAGUCCAACUGAGGGUCUUGUAAGUAUCUCUAGUAGAGGACUUAUUGUAACUAUUACAUUCUUACUAUCUACUGCUAGUGUAAUUCUAGGAUAUGGUAUUUUAACUUCAGAGAAAGCUAUUAUACUAAAUAUCCAAAGAGGAUUCCUUACUUUAGUAAUCAUUGCCCUAUGUUUUACUAGUAUCCAAGUUUGUGAGUACUUAGGACUAGCUAUUUCUAUUAAUGAUGGAGUAUUAGGUACUUACUUACUAUGGAUUACAGGAUUACAUUUCUCACAUGUAUUACUUGGUGCUAUCUUAUUAUUCUUUACAUUCUGGAGAGGUAGUUUACAAUAUAAUGCAAAUACACAAAUUAGAACAUAUAAUUCUUCUAGUAUUCUAGUAUUACCUUUACUAGAAUCAUACACUCUAUUAUACUGGCAUUUUGUAGAAGCUAUUUGGUUAGUAAUUCACUUUACAUUCUAUACUUUAUAA
Molecule: messenger RNA, 834 nt
Organism: Cyclospora cayetanensis
Lineage: Eukaryota; Apicomplexa; Conoidasida; Eucoccidiorida; Eimeriidae
Product: cytochrome c oxidase subunit 3-like
Exons: 2
Coding region: 1-834 (277 amino acids)
Biological process (GO): mitochondrial electron transport, cytochrome c to oxygen
Cellular component (GO): mitochondrion; membrane
Molecular function (GO): cytochrome-c oxidase activity
Source: RefSeq, a predicted model, not a curated record